AUGGCCAUCCUUCUCCCCCACGUGCAGGACACCAGCUCUGGCGCGUACCAGCCCAAGCCUCUGACCCUGUCCAUCGCGCCGGGCGGUGGCAAGGCCAAGGGCAAACCCAGCGCGGGGCCCCAUGUCUCCCUGGACCUGGCAGCAUGGGCAGGCGCGGAGGCCAGGGUUCCCACCACCCUGCCUGUACAGGGGGCGCCCUCUCGCCAGGCAGCCGGUGGGGUGCCCUCCCUCACAUUCACAGUGGAGCUCGCCAUGUGGUGGUCGAAUCUGGUGCAGCUCCGAUGGUUUCUGUGGGCCGCACACUCCGACAGAGCCCAAGAUGCUGCAGAGGGUGCCGACGCCGCCUCGCCGGCACCCGCCGUCCAGCACUGGUGCGCCGGACUGGAAGCUGCACAGCAGCUGCUCUGCGGACUGGCGUGCCCCGAGCGGGCGCGGCGCCAGAUGGCGCUGCUGGGAAGGAGGGUCAUGCUGGGCCUGCUGCGCCGGGUGGAUGCCGCCCUGCUGGAGAGCCUGCAGGCCACCGAGGAGCGGAGCGGCGUGCGGCGCACCGACCCGCUGCGCAUGGAGGCGCGGGAACAGCAGGCAGGGCUGGACCCCGCCCUGCUCCCCUUCCCCAGGUGCGGGGCGCUCACCUGCGGCACGGGCGUCGCGCUGAAGCUGACGGCCUCCGCCCUGGCCGGCUGGGCGGGCGAGGCGGGGCUGGGGCGGCGCGGCGACGAGCACUUCCCGGGCCUGAGGGCCGCAGCCAAUCUGCUCAUGAUGCCCAAGGAGGCGCUGCUGGAUGCAGGGACCAGGGCGGAGCUCGCGCCCGGCCUGUCCUCGGAGACGCUGCUGGCGCUGCUCUCACGCUAUACCCCAGACGACCUCGCCGAGGACCGCCUGCCAGCAGGCCUGCUGGAGAGCUUGGAGGAGCCAGACACGCCCAGCACGGCGCGCAGCGCGGUAUCCGGCGGGAAGCCAGACGUCCUCCUGGCACCCGACUCGGCCGGGUACGAAGCCCAAGCAGCCUCCGAGCUCCUCGACCAAGGGCUGGUGGAGCCCCUGUCCCUGAACAUGGACGAGGAGUCGGACGAAGAUCUGCAGACCCUGGAGCACACGGGAAGGGGCACCGGGCUACCCGCUCCCCGACGCUUUGCAGCCCUGCGUGAUAUUUGGUGCCGGCAGGGCUCCUGA
Messenger RNA from Auxenochlorella protothecoides, 1173 nucleotides. RefSeq lists its product as hypothetical. The transcript has 8 exons. The record is from RefSeq and is a predicted model, not a curated record. Lineage: Eukaryota; Viridiplantae; Chlorophyta; Trebouxiophyceae; Chlorellales; Chlorellaceae. Bases 1 to 1173 code for a protein of 390 amino acids.